Aureobasidium melanogenum CBS 110374 is the source of this 3546-nucleotide messenger RNA. RefSeq names its product DNA mismatch repair protein Msh6. Gene Ontology annotation, molecular function: ATP-dependent DNA damage sensor activity; ATP binding; mismatched DNA binding. The record is from RefSeq and is a predicted model, not a curated record. Lineage: Eukaryota; Fungi; Ascomycota; Dothideomycetes; Dothideales; Saccotheciaceae. Bases 1 to 3546 code for a protein of 1181 amino acids. Gene Ontology annotation, cellular component: MutSalpha complex; nucleus. The transcript is spliced from 3 exons. Gene Ontology annotation, biological process: mismatch repair.
AUGGCUCGAGGCAUCGAAGGCAACGAGAUCGCCACACCUCGUGUCCCCAAACUUCAGAAAUCCACCUCCUCGGCUUCACAAUCAGGAAAGCAACAGAAGAGCAUCCUAGGCUUCUUCCAGCGAAAGACGGCGCCUGCUUCGUCGCCUGCUGCUCCAAGUCAGGCUACAGCUGCUUCAAGUCCUCCACCACAAUCUUCGCCUGCUCCUGCCAAUUACAAUGGUAAAGAGAAUGCAGUACCGCUAGAGAAGCCAUCGAUCCCCUCCUCAAGCCCUGUUCGCACUGGAAAGAAGAAAGUCAACUAUGCCGAGUCCGAAGACGAGGAUGAUGAACCCGUCCUUCGACAACGCUCAGGCAAUGCCGCCGCACGCUCUACCAAGAGGAGGAAACUAGACGACGACUCUGACGAUGAUUUUGCCAUGGAUGAUGCUACUGAAGCUCUCAUGGCUGCUGCUGAUGAGGAUGACAUGGACAACUUUGUUGUCGACGAUGAUGCCUCGGAAGAUGACGCUCCUGUCAAACGUAAGAAGUCCAGCCAGCCGCGGAAGCCUUCCAAACAGCCAUCUCCCAUCGCAGAAGAUGAGCCAAGUCAGAGUCCAGAAAUACCCUCAACCUCGACAGCUCAGCAAUGGAACUUUGAUCCAGACAACGUCCAGCCAUACGCUUCCAGGAAGACGCCUCAACGCAAACCACAAUCUGGCCCUGCCAAGAAGCAGAAGGCUCACAUGUCGGAACCCGAUGCUCGUUAUCCCUGGUUAGCCGAUAUCAUGGACGCAGAACGUAACAGGCCCGGUACCCCAGAGUAUGACCCACGCACUCUCUACAUUCCUCCUUUGGCAUGGUCCAAGUUCUCCCCGUUCGAAAAACAGUACUGGGAGAUCAAGUCAAAGUUCUGGGACACCAUUGUCUUCUUCAAGAAGGGAAAGUUCUACGAAUUGUACGAGAACGAUGCCACCAUUGGUCACCAACUGUUUGAUCUGAAAAUGACCGAUCGUGUCAACAUGCGUAUGGUCGGUGUGCCUGAGGCAUCACUUGACCACUGGGCCAAUCAGUUCGUCGCCAAAGGUUUCAAGAUUGCCAGAGUUGACCAGAUGGAGACCGCUUUGGGCAAAGACAUGCGUGAGAGAGAUGAAAAGACCGGCAAGGGCGGUAAGCCAAAGAAGGAAGAGAAAGUCAUUCGUCGUGAGCUGGCCUCCGUCUUGACUUCCGGUACUCUCGUCGAUGGUGGCAUGUUGCAGGACGACAUGUCAACCUAUUGUGCUGCUAUUACUGAACGUGAGGUUGACGGACUGCCGGCAUUUGGUAUCGCUUUCGUCGAUACUGCAACGGCUCAAUUCCAGCUCUGCGACUUUGUUGACGAUGUCGACAUGACCAAGUUUGAGACUUUCGUCGCUCAAACGAGACCUGGCGAACUGCUUCUCGAAAAGUCGUGCAUUUCUUCCAAAGCUGUACGUAUUCUGAAGAACAACACCAGCCCCACGUGUCUUUGGAAUCACCUCAAACCAGAGAAGGAGUUCUUGACAGCCGACAAGACUGCAUUGAAGAUCACUGGAGAGCACUACUUCAAGUCUGACGACAACGAUGGCGAUGAUGCCUGGCCUGCUAUACUCAAAGAAGCUAGGGAGAAGGAGCUGUGCUUCUCUGCCCUUGGCGCCCUGAUUUGGUACCUUCAGAUGCUCAAGAUUGAGCGUGAUCUGAUAUCGCUUGGCAACUUCAACUGGUACGACCCGAUCAGAAAGGCGUCCAGUCUUGUGCUCGACGGCCAAAGCUUGAUCAACCUUGAGAUCUUUGCGAACAGCUACGAUGGUGGCGUCGAAGGCACACUUUUUGCCAUGCUCAAUCGCUGCAUCACGCCCUUUGGUAAGCGUAUGCUUCGCCAGUGGGUCUGUCAUCCUCUGGCAGACACUGUGAAGAUUAACGCAAGACUUGAUGCUGUAGAGGCACUCAAUGCUGAUCUCACAAUCACCGAUCGCUUCACUGCAUCUUUGUCAAAGAUUCCCGAUCUUGAACGCCUCAUCUCCCGCAUUCAUGCCGGCAGAUGCAAGGCUACAGAUUUUGUCAAGGUCUUGGAAGGCUUCGAGCAAAUUGAAUACACCAUGAGCUUACUCUCAAGCUUUGGUGAGGGCGAAGGUGUUCUCGGACAGCUCAUCUCAUCAAUGCCUGAUCUCGCUGGAGCACUUGCUCACUGGACUGACGCCUUCGACCGUGAACAUGCGAAGGACCAGAAUCUGCUUGUCCCUAAGCCAGGCGUCGAAGAAGACUUUGAUGAGAGCCAAAAUACGAUUGAGCAGAUCGAAGGACAGUUGCAGUCUCUUCUCAAGCGUUGUCGAGAUGAGCUGGGCACUUCAGCUGCCAAGUAUGUUGACAACGGUAAGGAGAUUUACCAGAUCGAGGUCCCAGUCAAGGCCAAGAACAUUCCAAAGAACUGGAAGCAGAUGUCAUCGACUGCCAAAGCAAAGCGUUAUUACUUCCCCGAGCUGGAGAGUCUGAUUCAAGACUUGAAAGAAGCGCAAGAAACACACGGACAAAUUGUCAAGCAGGUUGCCGGUAGAUUCUACGCUCGCUUCGACCAAGACUACGCCAUCUGGCUUGCCGCGGUGAAGAUUGUUGCUCAUCUGGACUGUCUCAUUUCUCUGUCCAAAGCAUCUGCCUCGCUCGGAGAACCAAGCUGCAGACCUGAAUUCGUCGACUCCGAGCGUAGUGUGCUCGAGUUCUCCGACCUUCGUCACCCAUGCAUGCUCAACACAGUCUCGGAUUUCAUUCCCAACGACAUUGCCCUUGGUGGUGACAACCCGAGCAUCGAUCUCUUGACUGGUGCCAACGCGGCUGGUAAGAGUACCGUGCUGCGCAUGACCUGCAUUGCUGUUAUCCUGGCUCAGGUCGGCUGUUUUGUGCCCUGCGUUGCAGCACGCAUGACUCCUGUUGACCGUAUCAUGUCUCGUCUGGGCGCCCAUGACAAUAUUCUGGCUGGUCAGAGUACAUUCAUGGUGGAGUUAAGCGAGACGAAGAAGAUUUUGUCUGAAGCUACACCCCGUUCGCUGGUGAUUCUUGAUGAACUUGGCCGUGGUACGAGCAGUCACGAUGGUGUUGCCGUUGCACAAGCAGUGCUUCACCAUGUCGCUACCCACACUGGCUGUAUUGGUUUCUUUGCCACCCACUACCACUCCCUGGCAGCAGAAUUUAGCUUACAUCCAGAAAUUUCGCCCAAGCGUAUGGCCAUCAUGGUAGAUGACACCGAGCGUCGCAUUACCUUCUUGUACAAACUCGAGCCUGGUGUGGCAGAAGGCAGUUUCGGUAUGCACUGUGCAGCUAUGUGUGGUAUCCCAGAUGCCGUCAUUCAGCGUGCAGAGGACGCAGCCAAGGAAUGGGAGUAUACAGGACGCCUGCAAGUACGUGCGGAAGAGCGUAAGGAUGGGGAGCUGCCUCUCGGGUUGCUGAGCGAUAUUGCGUGGAUGCUCAAGACUGCUGAUGAUGCAGCUCCUGAAGGUGAAGAAGGACUUGGCGAGCGUGGUUUGGAGGUGUUGAGAAGAACCAUUGCUGCGUUGUAA